GCGCAACGACAACGGUUCACUUUCGGUUUCUCCACGGCGUAGAUCGGUCUCAUUCACAUUUCUCUCGCAAACACUCCUUGAGCUUAAUUCAUCUCAAGAUGAUCACUGAUCGGGGCUCUAGUUUGUUAUUGCUGUUUCUUGUGCAGUUGUUGGCUUUGUGCCACUGGAGCAGCGCCAAGUUGCCAUCCAGCAUAACACCCUGUGCUCGCAACGAUCCUCAACUGGAGCGUUGCAUCAUCAAUGCCGUCUAUCAACUGCGUCCUCUCCUGGUCCAUGGCAAUCUGGGCGAUGGAUUUCGAACUCCUCCACUGGAGCCACUGCAGCUGGACAACAUUGAGCUAGGAGGCGGCAGUCAGUUUCAGGCAACAUUCGCUGAGUUAGAGGCAUCGGGUGGCAGUAAUUUCAUCAUCGAUCGAAUAAUUGCCAAGCCUGAGGAUAUCUCGUAUGAUUUGUGGAUAACUCUACCUCGCAUUGACUUCAAGGGAAAGUAUUCCAUGCGACUCAAUUUGUUGGUGCUGGAUAUUAAGGGCAAGGGCAACAUGCGUGGCUAUUGCGACAAUGCCAAGGCUGCUGUCAAGAUGCGCGGCACACGCUAUCUGCGCAAUGGACUGGAGUAUGUCAAAUUCACCAAGAUGACGAUGAGAAUUCAGUUUAGGGAUUUCAAACUGCGAUUGGACAAUCUCUUCAACGGGGAUGGCAUAUUGGGCGAUGUGGGCAAUACACUCAUCAAUGACAAUCAGGAUCUGUACUUGAAUGAGAUUGUGCCAGGAUUGGAGCGUGGAUUGUCCAAGAAGUUUCUGGAUGUGGCCAAUGAGAUUUUGGCAACGGCCACCUUUGAUGAAAUGUUUCCACCCGGUCGCACUGUGGUCAAUCCUAUUCAUUUUCCCAAUCCGGCAGCACCAGCUGUGCCCGGACCAUCCAUAUUUGAGCCAAAUUUUGCCUCACGUAAUCCUGUGGGCGGCAUUUUGGAUCAGCUGCCACCCAGAAAUAACAAUCACAAUCAAAAUCGCAGGCCCAAACAACCGACGAACAACCAUCCGGGAGGUGGUAUUUUUGGCGAGAUAACUCCAGGCGGAGGCAUCAUUGAUCCCAGACUGAAUCUGGACAGAUAGAAUUUGUAUAUUUGUUUGUUUCUUGUA
Drosophila grimshawi is the source of this 1139-nucleotide messenger RNA. RefSeq lists its product as uncharacterized. The coding region runs from base 99 to 1112 and encodes 337 amino acids. The transcript has 4 exons. The record is from RefSeq and is a predicted model, not a curated record. Lineage: Eukaryota; Metazoa; Arthropoda; Insecta; Diptera; Drosophilidae.